AUGGAAGACUUGAAUGAUGAACUUUUGGAGGAGUCCGAUUACGAGAAUGUCGUGGGUAACAUGGACAGCGGUGAAGAAGAAACAUUAGGACAAGAUGAUCCGGUUGUGCCUGAGGUGGGGAUGAUGUUCGACAACGAAAAUGAAAUGUUCGACUUGUACAAGCGGUAUGCUUAUCAUACAAGUUUUCCCGUCAGAAAACGAAACUCAAAAAAAGGGGAUGAUGGUGUUCUAAGAUACGUGACAUUCACAUGUAGUCGCGAAGGCAGAAGAAGUAGUAAUGCGAGUGAUUCUACGAAGCCUAAACCAAUCAGCCAGACAGACUGUAAAGCACGGAUCUCAGCUUCUUCAGAUAGUCGAGGAAUGUGGAGAAUUAAUACAUUUCACCUCGAUCACAACCAUGAGACUAGUCCUUCCAAAUCUAGGUUGUAUCGAUGUAAUAGAGAGUUGAGUGCAAAUGUGAAAUGUAAACUUGAGGUAAAUGACAUUGCAGGAAUUCCAUUAUAUAAAAGUUACGACUCUGCAGUUGCAGAAGCUGGUGUUUAUGAGAAAAUGACAUGUAUCGAGAAGGAUUGUAGAAACUACAUUGAACAAGCCCGAUGCUCCGGAUUUUACUUCAGUAUUGAUUUAGAUGACAAGGGUCGACUAAAGAAUGUCUUCUGGGCAGAUAAUACGUGCAGGUAA
Olea europaea var. sylvestris is the source of this 681-nucleotide messenger RNA. RefSeq names its product protein FAR1-RELATED SEQUENCE 5-like. The record is from RefSeq and is a predicted model, not a curated record. The coding region runs from base 1 to 681 and encodes 226 amino acids. NCBI's taxonomy places the organism in Eukaryota, Viridiplantae, Streptophyta, Magnoliopsida, Lamiales, Oleaceae. The transcript is spliced from 2 exons.